Molecule: messenger RNA, 3303 nt
Organism: Equus caballus (horse)
Lineage: Eukaryota; Metazoa; Chordata; Mammalia; Perissodactyla; Equidae
Gene: ERAP2
Product: endoplasmic reticulum aminopeptidase 2
Biological process (GO): proteolysis; peptide catabolic process
Cellular component (GO): cytoplasm
Molecular function (GO): metalloaminopeptidase activity; peptide binding; zinc ion binding
Source: RefSeq, a predicted model, not a curated record
UGAGAAUGACCUGAACUGAAGAUUAAAUCUAUUUAUUGAAACAUAUUAUUCAUAUCCUGUGUGACGUAACUGGAGCCACCGCAGUAUUAUGGAAAACUGUGAUAUUUGGACUGGAUAUUAACUUGUCUUUUAGAGAAUAGAUUUAGUAUUCCAUUCUUCUGCAAUGGAUAAUUCAUGCAGAAAACUAAUAUUUAAUAUUUACAUAGGAUUUUACUGCUCAGCAAUCAUCCUGCCCCAAAUGUGCAUUUGUUCUUACUUCUCAACGCCAUCUAUUGAUCAGUUCAAUAAGGAUGCUGGGACUUUCCCAGUAGCCACCAAUGGGCAACCAUUUCCUUGGCAUGAGCUGAGGCUCCCCACUGUGGUCACUCCUCUCCACUAUGACCUUUUUGUCCACCCAAAUCUCACAUCCCUGGACUUUGUUGCAUCUGAGAAGAUUGAAGUCUUGGUCAGAGAUGCCACCCAAUUCAUCAUCUUGCACAGCACAGAUCUUGAAAUCACAAAUGCUACCCUUCAGUCAGAGGAAGAUGUGAGAUAUAGGAAACCAGGAAAAAAGCUGACUGUUUUGAGUUAUCCUGCUCAUCAACAAAUUGCACUGCUGGUUCCAGAGAAACUUAUGGCUGACCUGAGAUACUAUGUGACUAUUGACUUCCAGGCCAAGUUAGCUGAUGGUUUUGAAGGAUUUUAUAAAAGCACGUAUAGAACUCUUGGUGGUGAAACAAGAACAAUUGCAGUAACUGAUUUUGAGCCAACCCAGGCCCGAAUGGCCUUCCCUUGCUUUGAUGAACCACUGUUCAAAGCCAGCUUUUCGAUCAAGAUAAGAAGAGAGAGCAGACACAUUGCGCUAUCCAACAUGCCAAAGGUUAAGACAAUUGAACUUGAAGGAGGCCUCUUGGAAGAUCAUUUUGAAACUACUGUAAAAAUGAGUACAUAUCUUGUAGCCUACAUAGUUUGUGACUUCAACUCUGUGAGUGGCACAUCCUCAUCAGGGGUCAAGGUGUCCGUCUAUGCAUCCCCAGACAAAUGGAGUCAAACGCAUUAUGCUUUGGAAGCAUCAUUGAAGCUACUUGACUUUUACGAAAAUUACUUCGACAUCAACUAUCCACUCCCAAAACUAGAUCUAGUUGCGAUUCCUGACUUUGAAUCUGGAGCUAUGGAAAAUUGGGGCCUCAUCACGUAUCGAGAGACGUCACUGCUCUUUGAUCCCAAGACCUCUUCUGUUUCCGAUAAACUAUGGGUCACCAAAGUCGUAGCCCAUGAACUAGCACACCAGUGGUUUGGCAACCUGGUUACAAUGGAAUGGUGGAAUGAUAUUUGGCUCAAUGAGGGUUUUGCAACAUACAUGGAACUUAUCUCUGCUAAUGCUACGUAUCCAGAGUUAGAACUCGAUAACUAUUUUUUGGACUUGUGUUUCGAAGUAAUUAAAAGAGAUUCAUUAAAUUCAUCUCGUCCUAUCUCCAAUCAAGUAGAAACUCCUACUCAAAUAAAGGAAAUGUUCGAUACUGUUUCCUAUAAGAAGGGAGCUUGUAUUUUGAAUAUGCUCAAAGAUUUUCUGAGCGAGGAGAAAUUCCAGAAAGGAAUUAUCAACUACUUAAAGAAGUUCAGCUAUGGAAAUGCUAAGAAUGAUGAUUUGUGGAGCAGUCUGUCAAAUAGUUGUUUAGAAGGUGAUUUUACAUCUGGUGGAUUUUGUUAUUCUGAUUCCAAGACAACAAGCAACACACUCGCCUUUCUAGAGGAAAACAUGGAGGUCAAAGAGAUGAUGACUACAUGGACUCUGCAGAAAGGAAUCCCUCUCGUGGUGGUUAAACAAGAAGGGCGUUCUCUCAGACUGCAGCAGGAGCGCUUCCUGAGUGGGGUUUUCAAAGAGGACCCUGAGUGGAGGGCCCUGCAGGAAAGGUACCUUUGGCAUAUCCCACUGACCUACUCCACGAGUUCCUCUGAUGCAAUUCACAGACACAUCCUAAAAUCAAAGACAGAUACUCUGGAUUUACCUGAAAAGACCAGUUGGGUGAAAUUCAAUGUGGACUCAAAUGGCUACUACAUCGUUCACUAUGAGGGACAUGGAUGGGACCAACUCAUUACACAGCUGAAUCAGAACCACACACUUCUCAGACCUAAGGACAGAAUAGGUCUGAUUCAUGAUGCAUUUCAGCUAGUAAGCGCAGGAAGGUUGACCCUAGACAAAGCCCUUGACUUGACUCGCUAUCUUCAACAUGAGACAAACAUUCCUGCACUUCUCAAAGGCCUGGAAUAUUUAGAAACAUUUUACCACAUGAUGGACAGAAGGAAUAUUUCAGAUGUCACUGAAAAUCUCAAGCAUUACUUUCUCCGAUAUUUUAAGCCAGUGAUUGACACACAAAGCUGGAGCGACGAGGGCUCUGUCUGGGACAGGAUGCUUCGCUCAGUUCUCUUGAAGCUGGCCUGUUACCUGAACCACGCUCCUUGCAUCAGGAAGGCAACUCAACUCUUCUCUCAGUGGAUGGAAUCUGGUGGAAAAUUAAAUAUCCCAACAGAUGUUUUAAAGAUCGUUUAUUCGGUGGGUGCUCAGACAACAGCAGGAUGGAAUUACCUUUUAAAGCAAUAUGAACUGUCAGUGUCAGGUGCUGAAAAAAACAAAAUUCUGUAUGCAUUGUCAACCAGCAAACAUGAGGAAAAGUUAAUGAAACUGAUUGAACUAGGAAUGGAAGGAAAGGUUAUCAAGACACAGGACUUGGCAGCUCUUCUUCAUGCAAUUGCCAGAAAUCCAGAGGGGCAGCAAUUAGCCUGGAAUUUUGUAAGAGAAAACUGGACCGAACUCCUAAAAAAAUUUGGCUUGGGCUCAUUUCCCAUGAGAAUGAUCAUCUCUGGCACAACAGCUCACUUUUCUUCCAAGGAUGAGUUGCAAGAGGUGAAACUUUUCUUUGAAUUUCUUAAGGCCCAAGGAUCACAUCUGGAUGUUUUUCAAAUUGUUCUGGAAACCAUAUCCAAAAAUAUUAAGUGGCUGGAGAAGAAUCUUCCCACCCUGAGGACUUGGCUACUGGCUAGUAUUUAAAUGGUCUAUAGAAAGAGCACAUCAGAUGUGGCGAUGUGUGCGUGAAGUCGGCAAAGCUCAAGUCAGAGUUCAGCCUGCCCAGCUGCCUUCUCUCAGCUCUCUCUCUAGCUAACAGAUGUCUGAUGUCGGGGGUGGGGGAAGCCCAGUUCAGUAGCCUAUUUAAAAGUAAACUUCUGGGGCUGGCCCGGUGGCCCAGUGGUUGAGUUCGCGUACUCUGCUUCGGAGGCCCAGGGUUUUGCUUGUUCGGAUCCUGGGCGCCGACAUGGCACCGUUCA